AUGGAGAAUGGGGACGAGCUGGACGAGCUGCUCGCGGGCGUGUACGAGAAUGAAGACGAGCUGGUUGCCAAGCUGAUGCAGCAGCUGCAGGGCCUUUCGCACAAGCAGCAGCGUCUGUACGGCAUCUGGGACGGCAACCCUGAUGCCGGCAAGCGCGCGUUUGUGGAGCAGUGGCGGCGCCGCCAUGCUGAGAGGCGGGCGAUGGUGGCGGCGAUGCGCGAUCCAUCACGUGAUCCCACAGAGCGCAUGGCCCUUCGUACGUCGUACAUCCUGAGGUGGCGGAAAGUGCUGUUCAGCUGUCCGAACUGUUGGCUUCUUCCGGGUCUGUGUGUGUGCGGUCGCAUGGGGCGGUACUUCCCUCAGAAGACCCGAGUGGUGGUGCACGCACACCACGGCGAGUGGGGCUCUGCGAGCAACAGCGGCUGUAUUCUUCCAGCCUCCUUGGAGGGAUCUGAGAUCCUACUGUACGGCCAUCCCGACCACGACGUCGCAAUGCGGGAGAUCCUGAACGACACCUCUCGUACGACAGCGCUGCUGUGGCCUGGGUCCGACUCUCUCCUUCCCGAGGGGCUGGCGGCGCUGGCUGGUCAGCGCACGGAGGGUCGCAUCACGGUGGUCGCUCUGGACGCUACCUGGGGGAAUGCCAGGCGCAUGCAGGGCUGGUUUCCGAAAGGCACUCUGACGGUUCGAUUACCCCCGGAGAGCACCCUCAAGGAGAACAAGCUGAGUCUGCUGCGACCCGUCAGAAGAUACCGAGGCGAUUUGGAGAGCGGCAGAGUCAGCACAGUCGAGGCGGUCGCGUCGUUACUGUACGAACUUGAGGGAGAUGAGGCCAUGUACCGCGGCCUCCUGGACAAUCUCAAGAUCAAGGUGGACGCGUGUCGGCUUCAAAAGAACCGUACCCUGGUGUACGACACACAAGCCCCGGAGCCGCCGUCAGCGCGGCGGCGUUACCGGGGGCGCGGUGUCGGCGCCGAUGGCGGCGGAGCGGGAGCAUCACACAAGGGUGGCGACGGUGGCGGCAGCCCUAGCCUUUCGUCGGCCAGCGAAGGGGAGGGCGGGGGGAAGGAGCAUGAAGAGGAGGGGGAGGCGGAGGGUGCUUAG
Messenger RNA from Volvox carteri f. nagariensis, 1104 nucleotides. RefSeq lists its product as uncharacterized. The coding region runs from base 1 to 1104 and encodes 367 amino acids. The record is from RefSeq and is a predicted model, not a curated record. Lineage: Eukaryota; Viridiplantae; Chlorophyta; Chlorophyceae; Chlamydomonadales; Volvocaceae. The transcript is spliced from 10 exons.